AAAGGCGGGCAGAAAGGCCAGCAGCAAAGCAAGCAGCAAAGCGGUGCGGUGGUGGGGGCGCCCUUUGGUCUGGAGAAUCGGGGACCGGGUUCUGCCCUCUCUCCCGGUGUCAACGCUGUUCAGCCAGCCAGCGGCGGUAGCGCAGGAGAAGCAGCUCCGAAAGGUCAGCUGCAGCAGACCCGAAAGCUUUCCCGGCACCUUGGAGCCCGGGACGAUCCAGGCAGUGCAAUGCUGCGCGUGUGUCUGCUCGGAAGUAAGCCCCACCAAGUUCAGUAGGGCUUGUUCCCGGGCUAGAGCGCACAGGACUGGCUGCCUGGCAGGAGCUUGGAAGAAAAAAAAAGAUCCCAGAGAUCCCGCUUCAUCGAUCACGUGAAGGGUCGGUAGAGAAAGAGGAAACUGCUGUAAGGUAAAAAUGGAACUGUGAUUCUGGUAAACAUGCUACACACGAAGGUGAAAACGGAAAAGCCAGAUCUGGAGGCAGCCAAUGCUCGAAACCGCCUCGAUGCUGUGCUGCAAUGCCUACUGGAGAAGUCUGAGGUUGAUCGGGAGCAGAUGGAAGAGGACUCUGGGAAGACUCCCUCAGAUGUACUCAGCAAGGACUCUUCUCCUACUGCCACAGGAAAGAGGCCGUCCAGCCGGUUCUCUCACCACCGCCGCAAGAAGAGGAAAGAGACGGACGAUGGAUUGACAGAGGGUGGGCAGCAGAAACAGAACACCUAUGUCAUCAAGCUGUUUGACCGGAGCGUGGACCUGGCGCAGUUCUCCGAGAGCACCCCGCUGUACCCCAUCUGUCGGGCCUGGAUGCGGAACAGCCCCAUGGUCCGGGAGCAGGAGCGAUCUCCCAGCCCGAACCUGCCUGUCCUACUGGAAGAUGAAGAGGGUGCCGAAGGUCUGAAUGGGAAGAGCCAGGAUGUGUACAAACUGCCGCCUCCUGUUCCCUGCCACGCAGAUGCUGCAGGGGAACCAGUAAACCUGCGUAUCCCAUCCCCGCUAGAGCCCGAGGACAAGGCGAAAGUAGCGGCUGACACGGCUUCUGAUGCCGUACCUUCAAUGUCCUCCCUCAUCCACAAGAACAUGGAGCGGUGGAAGAAGAUAAGGCAGAGGUGGAAAGAGGGAUCGCACAAGAACCAGCUGCGAUACUCAGAGAGCAUGAAGAUUCUGAAGGAGAUGUACGAGCGGCAGUGAGAGACACAUCUGACUAUAGCCAACAACCUUUUGUAAAUCUCCCCUUCCCUGGAGUCCUUUGCCUUGGCAUUAACUGGCUUCAGUUUUGUGGAACAAUAAACACAGUAUUUGGAAUAUGUCCCCAUAUAUGUGUAUAUAUCUGUUUCUUGGAGCUGAGGAGGACCCACACAAGUGAACCAGGAUGCUAUGAAUUGUCAGGAGGUGUUGAUAUAAUCUGUGUGAGGUUGGGCAGCUUCUUCAGACCCUAGACUUGAUUCCUUUGUCCCGUUGGCUCCCCCACCCCCAGGCUGCCUAAUGAAUCCUCUUAAGGCAGAAAAUAAUAUAGUUUUCUGCCUCCGCAAGGAUCAUCCUCAGCUCUAGCACUUACCUGCACCCUCUGCCCUUCAGUCCUGACUUGCACUUUGAGCUUACCCUCUUGGCUUUUCCUGAGUACUGGCUUCGUCCUAUAACUCCUGGCUCACCUAUAGGCGUGGUUUUGGCGGGAAGAAGAGUUUCUUGGAGAAAAGGUGGGCUAGAGACCUAAUAAUUCUGAAAAGGAGGGUGCUGAGGACAAAGUCCAGCUAAAUCUCCUUCUGAGUUUCAUUUCAGGGGCCUGGUGGGGGGAGAGGAAUGACCCUGCACAGCUGCCAUGCCAGGACUUGGCCGCUCCUUCCCUUUUUCUCAGUGAUAGCAGGCCGGCAGGUCGCCAGGAGCUUGAUAGGCAGAGCAACAUGAUCAUGGUGUCUCCCCUGCCAGGUAAGUAUGAUAGGCAGAGCAACAUUUGGGCCUGGUGAGUCAGUGGAGUGUGACACAGCCGGAGAUCCCCAGAGUGGCUUUUUAUGGGGUGAAAUGAAGACAGCUGUCCGCUUAACUGAAGUGGGGAAAGACAUACUGGGUUGCAUCCACGAUUAGGGAGUGUAGACUCAUAGACGUGAAUGGACAUCACUAACUUAGGUCCAUUAAUGCCAUAGGAACCUGGGAAACUGCCUUAACAGAGAUCAGUGGUCCAGUCUAGCUCAGUGGCUCCCUGACGGCAGUAACUCUCCGGGGUUUCAAAGGGAGGGUAUGUUCCUCUGGCCCCUCCCACCACCGUCACGUGACCUCUGGGAAGUUGCCCAGAAGGGAAUACAAUAGGGUUGCC
Molecule: messenger RNA, 2305 nt
Organism: Zootoca vivipara (common lizard)
Lineage: Eukaryota; Metazoa; Chordata; Lepidosauria; Squamata; Lacertidae
Source: RefSeq, a predicted model, not a curated record